Beta vulgaris subsp. vulgaris (sugar beet) is the source of this 2168-nucleotide messenger RNA. RefSeq names its product mediator of RNA polymerase II transcription subunit 18. The transcript is spliced from 7 exons. The record is from RefSeq and is a predicted model, not a curated record. Lineage: Eukaryota; Viridiplantae; Streptophyta; Magnoliopsida; Caryophyllales; Amaranthaceae. The coding region runs from base 313 to 1005 and encodes 230 amino acids. Gene Ontology annotation, cellular component: core mediator complex; mediator complex. Gene Ontology annotation, molecular function: transcription coregulator activity. Gene Ontology annotation, biological process: regulation of transcription by RNA polymerase II; termination of RNA polymerase II transcription.
GUUAUCGACUCAUCGAUCAGAGGAUGCAUAGAUAAAGAAAAGGUGCUCACUCAAUCAACAGUUAAAUUUCUCUCUAAUACCUUAAUUUCAAAUUUUAAGUCGGGUAAAAUCAAACUUUUCGGCGAAAUUUGAAACUCGGAUGUUCCCGAUUUGAGGAAGAAUUCACAGAAUUGCAGAAACCCAAAAAAAUUAGUGCAUGAGUUACUGCUCUAUUUUCAUUGUUUAACUCCUCACACACAUUCAAAUCGAAUCUCAAAUUUUGGGGGUCCAACCAGUAACUUUGGAUCUGUUCUUGCUGGUGAAGCAAUUUCUAUGGAGUGUGUGGUUCAGGGGAUUAUUGAGACUCAGUUUGGAUUCACUUUUUGGAUAAAAUAUUCUGUGCUGCAGCAUGUGGAAGCACUGGAGAUUCUACUUCAGGGACUUUGUGGAGUCAAUAAGGAGCGGUUACGAAUUCAUGAGUUAUGCUUGAGAAGCAGCCCAAACCUUGGAUCUGUGUCUUCUGAGGUUCGACUUAUAUGUGAUCUUGAGCAGCCUGAACCUACUUGGAUUAUUCGUCACGUUGGUGGUGCAAUGAGAGGUGCUGGUGCUGAACAGCUCUCCGUUCUGGUCCGUACAAUGGUAGAGAGCAAAGCUAGCAAGAAUGCCCUCCGUUUGUUUUAUGCACUUGGAUACAAGUUGGAUCAUGAGCUGUUGCGGGUGGGUUUUUCCUUUCAUUUCCAUAGGGGUGCUCAGAUCACUGUUACUGUCUCCUCGGUCAAUAAGGUGCCAAAGUUGCAUGCGGUCGAUGAAGCUGAGCCAGUCACACCGGGCAUACAAUUGGUUGAAGUAACAGCUCCUGCUGCAUCUGAUAACUAUACUGAAGUUGUGACAGCUGUCUCUUCUUUCUGUGAAUACCUUGCUCCACUGUUGCAUUUAUCAAAACCUGGUGUAUCUACUGGGGUGGUCCCAACUGCUGCUGCUGCUGCUGCAUCUCUGAUGUCUGAUGGUGGAGGCACAACUGUUUAGCUGGCAGACUGCAGCCUCAGAUGAAGAUCUCUGUUCGGUGUAAUGGAAUUUAAAUGUGUGCCCAGGAUGAGUUGACACAGAGUAGGCUGUUGCGUGUCUGAUGGAUGCUCUCAGGCCGCAAAUACGAAAAGUGACAAUGUACAUUAUUGGGAAUCUUUAAUGUCGCAAUCCUUCUAGUCUCUGGGUGAACUUGAUCAUGAACAUGCUGAAGUGUUAAAUCUUGUCACAAUAUAUUGACAUUUUGCAAAAAGAAAUUUUAAGGGGGUGAGGGAAGUGCCUAAAUCUAUCUUAGUUGGUUAAGGGGUGAUUUGAUCCGCAGUCUAUAGACAUAUUAUGCCAGUGCUUGAGAGUUGAGACUUGGUUGUGUCCCAUAUUUCUGGAAGGUGUAAUUAGUAGAAGCGAGAGUUGAUACUCCGUUGUAUCCGCAUAGAUUUUGUUGGGAAGUAAGAAUAAUUGAAGCCAGCGUAGUUUCCUCUAUCAACGUGGGGUUGGUCCAAGUUGUAAGUGGGUUGGUAUUGCUCAAGGAGGAUCCCGAGGUCGAACCUAAUCGUAGGCAGAAUUCCUCGUUGGGGAGACUCAGCCAGGUGCACGACCUGGGUAAAUCCAAAGGUAGUUGGGGAAUAAGCUCCAGCAAACAGGGUUGGCAACCAAAUAAACGAUUAUCUUCCUCCCUAUGCUACCUUUUCUUUUUCUUAGUACUGGAAGUCUGGAACAGCUUAUUUAGUGGUGUAGUUAUAUAGGGUUACUUUAGAUUUAAACUUAUCUCAACCUCAAUUUAGUUUUGUGGCAUCCAACUCCACCCGAUAGCUUAACAUAGAUCUGCUACCUGUGGGUAUUUCUGUGUGUUUAGUGCGUCUUCAUCCGUCUCAUGUUUGUGCAUGUGAGCCACAUAUGUCAUAUGUGUGUAUCUCACUUGUACUAUAUAUGGGGUUUUCUCUAGCUUGUAAAAGGGCGAGGUUCUUGCGUUUAUGGAAUAUACCUCAUUUGUCAUGGAAUUGUAGUCUUUUUAAUCUUAACUAGCUUUUAGGUUUGGGCUAUUUUCCGAGUAAUUAUAUUUUUUAUUUAUUAAUAUUUUACUUUAAAUUGUUAAAAAUCAAAACUUACUCGGUUUAGUGGUUAAGACUUUUGUAUAUAAGUUUGAAGUUAUGGGAUCAAAUUCUAUA